Molecule: messenger RNA, 1657 nt
Organism: Mytilus trossulus (common blue mussel)
Lineage: Eukaryota; Metazoa; Mollusca; Bivalvia; Mytilida; Mytilidae
Exons: 4
Coding region: 59-595 (178 amino acids)
Source: RefSeq, a predicted model, not a curated record
GGCCUUUUAAAAUCAUACAUCCGUGAACCAGACAAUUACCAAUAAAUUCCUGUUCAAAAUGGAAGGCCUACAAUUUUGUUUAUCUUUAUUUACUCUUCUUGCUUCUGUGAUACAGUGUAAAGCCUCUUGUUACUAUGGAAAUAACUGCUACAGCUACUACUACUAUUAUUAUUCUCAUUAUUGGAGCACCGCACGAAUAAUUGGAUCAGCAGUCGGGGGAGGAAUCAGCCUCAUAGUGUGUAUUGUGGUAAUGGUUUUGCUGUGUAGAUUCUGUAAUAGACGUCCAGCUUUCAUGGGGUCAACAUUUACUACUGGUCAAUCAAUGCCUACAGUUACUACUAUUGGAACUCAACAACAACAAGGCUACAGUGCUCCAUACUAUCCACAACAGCCGGGAUAUCAACCACAGUACACAUAUCCUACUUACCCAGCCGGUCAACCAACUUAUCUAGCCGGUCAGCCUACUUAUCCAACCGGUCAGCCAGCAGAUCAACCUAUGGCGGGAUAUUCUAAUACUGCUUUCAGUCCUCCAUCGUACGAACAAGCAGCCUAUCAAACUAAGCCAAAUGAACACCCGACGGCACCCAUGCAGUAGAUUCGCAAGCUCUUUGUACAACAGCUUGAUUGAUGUAAACGGAUGUUUAAUAGCAUAACAAGUCUAACUAUGUUACUUCAUUUAAAAAAUGGUAAAGGUAUCACUCGAUUAACCAGAAAACAUAAUUUUUAAAUAACAUGAAACUUGAUUUCAGAUUCAUUCUAUAUAACUCUUACUGUGUAAUUUUGUAAAGCUGCUUUUUUUCUCAUAAAAUUCAGUUCCUCAUUAUGUUGGUCUAAAUAAACAGAAAUAAAAGUGCAGUACAUCCGGGGUAAAAUUAUGCGAUUUUUUUUUUAUGAAGAUCAAUAAUACUUUUUUUCUCAUAUAUUAUCAAAUACUUUGAAUAAAAUUGUCGUAUGUCAAGAAUUAUGCCAUUAAAAAAAAUUGGUUCUGUGAAUAUUCCUAUAGUCUCAGUGUUAAACGAGUAAUUUGACCGAUCGUGCAAGGGCUGUAUAGCAAGUCAAGGUCGUUAAAAACUUCCAUCAUCAAACCAGUAACUUGAGAAGAAACUGCUACGAAAUGUCUAUAAAUUGAAUUUCGGAUAUUUGAUAGGAUAGUUGAAACUUAUUCUGCUCUACUUAUGUAUUUAAUAGUUGUAUCUAUAUGUACAUUAACGAUACGCGAUACAUAUACGGUGUCUUUGUGCUUUUUUCCAAUUUAGCACUCAAGUUAUCUUUCCUGCCUUUAUCAACCUUUUAUAAAAAGAAUCUUAAUAAGGUAUUCUUCACUUUUAACUUUACAGUAUUUUUUAAUUUCCCAAAAAAAUAAGUUAAUAUUUGACGUCAUUUAAAUAUGGGGUUUGUGUUGUGCAAUCUUUUGUUUUCUAUGUUGUGUCAUGUGUACUAUUGUUUGUCUGUUUGUCUUUUUCAUUUUUAGCCAUGGCGUUGUCAGUUUAUUUUCGAUUUAUGAGUUUGAUUGUCCAUUUGAUAUAUUUCGUCCCUCUUUUAAAGUGACCAGCUGUUUAUAUUUUUAUAUCAAAUAUAUCAUCUAAAUGGCUUUAUAAUGUUUUAUACUAUACUGCUGUUAAUAUUCAUUAAUACAAAUAAAGUCUUUCAUUUUUUA